GUAAAAUUAUUACUCCAGAUAUAUUUUUAUUGGAAACGUCGUUUGAUAAAAAAAUGAAAAUAAAAAUAAGGAAAAGCCGGCCAUCAAAGAAAGUUUCUCACUCUUCCUCCCUGUAUUACUACCACCAAGAAAGAUCCUUAUUCGAUUCUCAGUUAAACAAGGAAGAAGGUGGGGGUCGAUGGACGACGCCCAUCAUUUUUGUCGGAGGACAAAACUUUAAAAUUGCGCAUUUUUCUUCAUCUUUGACAUUCGUUUUCUGGGAAUAUAUUUUGUCAACGUCGUAAAAAGAAUGUGAAAUAGAAUAGCGGACAGUGUCGAUCUCAGCCCUAUUUCAGAAAUCGUGGCUGACAUAUAUUUUUAAAAAAAAGAACUUUGUGUUGUUCACAAGUUGUUGGUGCAUGUGCAGUCAAAGUGCUGCGUAAGUAGUUCAGCUGAUUCAUUCAGGGAUACAUGAUUUCACAAAAACAAAAUCAGUGGACAUAUUAUGUCCAGAACGCUCGUUAUGUACAAUAAGAGCAAAAAAUAAAAAAUAAAAAGGGAAAGGAAACUGUCCUGACCAAAAAGAGACAUUUUUCAGACGGAAAAUGACGUUGUUAUCCGGCGGAUGGCCCCUGGAUCCCCACGUCAAAUGCGGAUUCAACUACAAAUAUUUCCCGAUCGACAGCGUCUUGAGGUUCAACCUGGUGGAGGAUCUCGUUCUCUGGCGUGAAGGAUAUAGUUCUCAUUUGGAAGAAAGCUUAAUUCGUACUUUAAAGCCGGAGGAUAUGAUUAAUAUCGACACCAUGAUUGUCGGCAUUUUAAUUUGCUUAUUUUCCAGGAACAAAGUGAUCCUCCAACACUUUCAAAAUUUUGAAGCCACAUUCGAAAAGUCCUCCGUCAUUUCGACGAUUCUGAGAACUGCAGCGAGAAAACACGGACCCUAUCUGGACAUCGUUUCGUGCAGGUCAAUCAUGAAAAAUUGGUUUUAUCCCAAUAACGUAAUAGCAAUAACAUAUGGUUACAUUUAAAUGUCGUGCUCAUCGGCGUUGUUAGGAAACACAAUAAUUCCUUUUGCUAUUUACACAUAAAUGCCUAUGUUGCCAAGAAAAAAUUAGUUAGUUCGCAAAUCAAACGUCGACUUAAUGUUCUUGAUAUUACACUCGAAAUCUGCGGUGAAGACAUGA
This is a messenger RNA of Daphnia pulicaria, 1163 nucleotides long. RefSeq lists its product as uncharacterized. The record is from RefSeq and is a predicted model, not a curated record. Bases 585 to 1007 code for a protein of 140 amino acids. Lineage: Eukaryota; Metazoa; Arthropoda; Branchiopoda; Diplostraca; Daphniidae. The transcript has 4 exons.